AUGGAUAGGAGAUGCUUAAAAACAGAUGCAGCCUGUAUGGAGAAGUCGGAGGCUGAGCUAUCCAGCCCAGACACUUCAGGGGAUGCGGGCUACUUGGCCUGGAUAGUGGUGAGAAGCAAUGGGCCUGAUGGGGGAGGAGCCGACACGGAUGGGGGAGGAGCCGACACUGAUGGGGGAGGAGCCGACAAUGAUGGGGGAGGAGCCGACAAUGGUGGGGGAGGAGCCGACAAUGAUGGGGGAGGAGCCGACACUGAUGGUGGAGGAGCCGACACUGAUGGGGGAGGAGCCAACACUGAUGGGGGAGGAGCCAACACUGAUGGGGGAGGUGUACAGUGGACACUGUAG
Messenger RNA from Oncorhynchus mykiss (rainbow trout), 345 nucleotides. NCBI's taxonomy places the organism in Eukaryota, Metazoa, Chordata, Actinopteri, Salmoniformes, Salmonidae. The record is from RefSeq and is a predicted model, not a curated record.